AUGUCGAAAUCUACAGAGCAAACACCUCUCCUGAAAGAUGAUAAAAGUAAAGAGUAUAAGUUUACUCUUCUGGAGAAGUAUACAUCAUGUCGAUGGCAGGUUGGAAUUAUCGCUGCCCUGGCCAUGUCCUGUUCCAUACUACUCCGACUUAACAUGUCCAUGGUGGUUGUCUGCAUGAAACCUGGAAACCUUACUAUCACAGUGGAACAAAAUGGGACGAACGUCACCUACCGCGAUCCGUAUCUGGACAACUACGUAUAUUGGGAUAGCACUAUGGAGGGACUUCUCAUCUCGGGGUAUUACAUGGGCCAAGUAUUUACAUCUCUUAUUUUCGGAAACUUAACUGGAAGGAUCAGUGGGAAGAAGUUGAUUUUGUUCCUAACAUUUAUCAUGAUCGUUACAUCGUUUGUGACGCCGGCUUUAACAUUUGUCAGUCCUUGGGUGGUUCUAGCUACACGUGUGGUGAUCGGCAUAGCGACGGGGGGAUUGGAGCCAUGUGGUACCCAGCUCUUGUCAAAUUGGGCACCUCUUCCCGAACGUGCUCAGAUGAUGUCCAUUACAGAACAAGCUAACAGUAUUGGUGGGAUAGGAAACUUCCUCCUGUCAGGGUUUAUCUGCAACAUACCUGUUCUGGGUGGUUGGCCUUUCGUGUAUUACAUUUAUGGUGGGGUGAAUGUGGUAGCCAUGACUCUAUGGGUAUUUUUGGUUUAUGACAAACCUAAUCUUCAUCCCUGGAUCAAGCCGUCAGAAUCAGAAUAUAUCAACAGCCAUAGAACAAAAUCACAUGGAAAGCCUCUGAAGGUACCUUGGUUAAAGAUGCUGACAUCAGGACCAGUCUGGGCAUGCGUAAUUGGUUAUGUGACAUCCGGAAUUAUGUUUAUGGUCAUGGCGGUGUGUCUUCCGCUAUAUAUAGAACAAGUCUUAAAAUUUGAUGUUGCAACGAAUGGUUUGGUAUCGGCAUUGGCAUUCGUGGGCCGAUUUCUUGGAGCACUUGUCUUUGGACGUCUUUCCGACUUGUUUUUUACCAAAAGAUGGUUGUCAUUGACUGCAAUAAGAAAAACAUGUCAUGUUUGUGGCUUGAUGGGUUCUGUCCCCAUCAUCAUUUGGAUCAGUUUCCUUGGAGAAAAUGACCGAGUACUCGCUGUCAUACUUAUGACUCUUUACUGGUUCACACUCACCUGUAUGAACUCUGGUUUUAGGGUCAAUCCAGCCGAUAUAGCUCCGAGGUUUGCUGGUGUCAUUAAUGGAAUGUGUAUUUUUCUAAACAGUGUAUUUUCACUGUUUGUACCUCUGCUGGUUGCAGCUGCUACUCCAAAUGGUACAUCUGAUGAAUGGCAAAUCGUGUUUUACGGAUGUGUGGGCGUGUCUGUGGUGGGUGCUGUGCUGUUCUUCGUACUGGCCAGUGCAGAGGAACAAGAGUGGGCAAAAGAUCCCGAACAGAAUAGAGAUGUGAUGAUUAAAGUGACUGGUAAUAACAACAAUGCCAUCGAUUUCGACUCGCGUUUGUCUGUAGAAAUCAAUGAGAACAAAAGAUAUAAUUAA
Ylistrum balloti is the source of this 1542-nucleotide messenger RNA. RefSeq lists its product as uncharacterized. Lineage: Eukaryota; Metazoa; Mollusca; Bivalvia; Pectinida; Pectinidae. Bases 1 to 1542 code for a protein of 513 amino acids. The transcript is spliced from 11 exons. Gene Ontology annotation, molecular function: transmembrane transporter activity. The record is from RefSeq and is a predicted model, not a curated record. Gene Ontology annotation, biological process: transmembrane transport; monoatomic anion transport.